This is a messenger RNA of Pyricularia grisea, 4097 nucleotides long. RefSeq lists its product as uncharacterized. The record is from RefSeq and is a predicted model, not a curated record. Gene Ontology annotation, molecular function: syntaxin binding; myosin II binding; GTPase activator activity. Lineage: Eukaryota; Fungi; Ascomycota; Sordariomycetes; Magnaporthales; Pyriculariaceae. Gene Ontology annotation, cellular component: cytoplasm; plasma membrane. Gene Ontology annotation, biological process: establishment of cell polarity; regulation of protein secretion; regulation of exocytosis. The transcript has 3 exons. The coding region runs from base 131 to 3097 and encodes 988 amino acids.
CUUACGGUCCCUACCCAUUCAAGCACGAAAUCCAUCAUCAAUGGGCUAUUUCCGAGCUGGUGGCAGCUCAUUUGUACACUCGUUUGAUUAAGUAGUCGUGCAGUUGAACUCUUGUCUAGUCACAAGCACCAUGGCGAGUUUUCUCAGAAGUCGGCAGGCGGGCAUGAAUGUUGACCUGUCUGUCAAAAUUGAGCCCCAACAUUUCUCACCCGCCGAACAAGCACGAUAUGGAAUCAACUCGCAGAUAAGCUGUAUCGCCUACGACCCUGUGCAAUCGCUGAUUGCUGUAGGCACAAAUGAGUCCAAGUUUGGAAAUGGCAAGAUAUACGUCUUUGGUCAGUCCCGCGUCCAAAAGUGUAUAUCGCCCAACAAGCAAGCCUCAAUUCGGUUCUUGCACUUUGUCGCAGAUAGGCUCGUGAGCCUUGACUCCAGGAGCGAACUCUCAAUAUGGGACCUCGAUACCGCACAACGAAUCGGGGGCUACGGAAAUGCAGGCGCCGUCGCGUGUAUGGUGACAGAUCCCAUGCUGGAUUGGGUACUAAUGGGCACGACCUCGGGAGACGUGUUUGCUUUUGAUCUGGACCGCUCGCGUCUGUCAAACUUCCGGCUACCGAAUUUUUGGAAGCAAAGAGACCCACGGGUCCGAGCUCCCAAUAUGGUGUCGAUGCAGCUGCACCCUCGAGAUAUUGGCCAGCUUCUCAUUGCUUACAACACCGGUGCCGUGAUCUACUCUUUUAAGCAGAAUCAGCCCAUCAGAUUUUUUGAAUAUGUCCUGCAGCCGGGCGCUCCCGGAGGAACCGGUGACAAGGUCAAUACGGUUCGAACUCCACGCGUCGUACAGGCUGUCUGGCAUCCCACUGGAACCUUUGUCUUGACAGCCCAUGAUGAUGGCAGCCUUGUCUUUUGGGAUUCAAAGGAUGGGCGUAUGAUUGCUGCCAGGUCAUUAUCCGAGACCAAUAUUGACCAGCCAACAGCCGAGCCUCCGCGACCAGUCCUCCUGGAACCCUUUACACAUAUUGCAUGGUGCUGCAAGAAUGAUCCGGACGACACCGGCCUGUUGAUAGCCGGUGGACUUCCUGUGGGUUCCACAGAAAAGGGGCUCACUUUCUUGGAGCUAGGCCCAACUCCGAUAUAUGCCACCUCUUCAUGGCAGGUACUGGCAAACCACUUCAAGGGCAAACGGCAGCAUCUUCUACGAGCUCCACUUGGUGCAGACAUCACAGAAUUCUACCUCCUCCCACGCUCUUCUCCUCACUUUGCCGGGGCUCAAGACCCCAUAGCCGUGAUCGCGCUGCUGAACUCAGGAGAAAUGAUCACCAUGAGCUUCCCGUCUGGAUAUCCCAUCAGCCCAACCAACCAACUUCACCCCUCAUUGACAUUUGUUCACCCUUUUGUGAUGAAGGUUGCUGUUACAACAGUCAGCAGAGAAAGAUGGCUUGGGAUGGUUGAGGUCAGGAAUCAAGGCCAACCGCUCUUGAAGGGAGGCGCACUUGCCAGGAAACUACGGAGACGAUACGACAGCAGAAAUAUCGUACAGGUCGCACACGCCGAUGGUACCGUACGGUUAUGGGAUAUUGGUCAUGGAGACGACAUUGAGAAUGCAGGAAUGCUACAGGUAGAUGUGGCUAGAUCCACCGGUCGCUACGAGGACCUCCAAAUCACAGCCAUGUCGAUGGCUUCUCAAACGGGCGAGUUCGCUGCAGGAACCAAGACAGGAGAGGUCGCGAUAUAUCGCUGGGGCACUAAUAAGCACUUCCAGCACGAUUUCGAGUCUGAUAUCAAGUCCAAGCCUGGAGGACUUACGGACAUCAGUACCAGGUCGGAGCCGUCACUACGUGAGGGUUUGCAGCCACUGAUUCUGUAUGAGAUGAUGCAGGGCCCUAUUACAGCGCUCCAAGUAUCCAACGUUGGGUUUGUAGCUGUGGGGUCUGAGAAUGGCUUCUUCAGCAUUAUUGACCUACGGGGGCCUGCGAUUGUCUUGCAGGCAUCGAUUGCAGAGUUUACAAAGCAAGAUAAGAGGUCGUCAUUUCUCAGGGGUCAUUCCUUUAGUGGAUCUUCUGGAGGAAAAGACUGGCCUGUAGUCAUCGAAUUCGGCGUCAUGACACUUGAGGACGAUAGUUACUCCAGCAUCGCUUGUUUUGUCGGCACCAACCAAGGCAAAGUAGCAACUUUCAAGCUCAUACCUUCAGGUGGCGGAUACUCUGCGAAACUUGCCGGCGUCGUAAAUUUUGGAGACCAGAUCAUCAGUAUCAGCCCGAUAAUGACUGAAACAGGAGCACCUGCUGCGGCAACAGGAGAGGUAGUUGCUGGCCUGCGAGAGGGGAAACAGGUUAAUGGCACACUCGUUGUCGUAACACAAACCGAAAUCCGAAUCUUCAAACCUGCAACGGCUAAGGGUGCGUCCAAGUCAUUUGACAAUGUUUUCUGUGAUGCUGCGGCUGUCACCGAGUUUGAACUACACGGUCAUGCCAUAGUUGGUGUUUUUGGGGACUGCACUACGAGGGCCUUUUCGAUCCCCGCCCUCAAGGAGAUAAGCAAAGCUUCAUUAAGCGGGACGAUGGAUCCAGGCCGCAGCGGAAGCUCUUUGGUUACGCCAACGGGCGACAUAUUCUGCUGGGCCGGGCCUUCAGAGCUUGUGGCGGUCUCAGCAUGGGGAACUGGCACUGCGGCCAACAACAGCGACGAUACCAUGAUAAACCCGGCCAUGAAAGUGCCACCGCGACCGACAAUCAGCAACAUGCAGUGGAUCAGUGGAACGCAACAUGUAUCACCCACAGAUCUCGACGAGCUCAUUGGUGGCCCUGAUCGACCACCUAGCAAACGAAUGAUUGCUGCCGCCGCAGAGGAACAGAGGCUUGCUAGAGGAGGUGGCGCCUCUAGUUCGUCUGCGGCUAUGCGAGCCGGGGCUGCUCAGGAGGGAUGGGGCGAGUACCUGACGCGGCAGCUCAACGAAAGGACAGAAAAGCUUAACAUAGUGAACGACAGCAUGGAUAAUCUGCAAACCAAGAGCCAGGGCUGGGCUGACGACGUCAACAAGUAUGUCAGCAAGCAGAAGAAGAACUUGGUGCUCGGGGCUAUCAAGGGCAAAUUCUCGUAACCUGGGAUGAGCUGUGGCUGGUAAAUUACUGCUUGGCCAUACGUAUAUCCGAGGAUGUGUGGCCAUCCAAUUUGGAUAGUUGCAGGACAUACAAGCUUCGACAAGGCAGAAGGCAAAGCUGAAGAAAUCACGAGCUCGUAUAGGGACCGGGUCACAUGCCUCGAGCGAGGGCCGUACUGCCGCCCUUAUUAGCACGUUUGUGCCCCGAGCUUCUCUAUCGGUUGGUGGUAGUCAAACAAGCCAAAUUCACCAGCCACUCCACUUUCCCCUCCACAAACACAUGCCUUUAUAAGCUUCCAGACCGCAGAAGUUUUCAAGGGCGCAACAGGCACCGUGACCUAGGCGUCAGGACGGCCAAGAGGGGAUAAGGCCCCCUUGGCCCGAGGGCUUGAAUCUGAGGACGCUCAGGUUCGAGCCCCGAUGGACGACAGUAAAACCGCCCGGGGUUUUCGUAACUUCCCACCUCUUAAAAAUAGAGUUGGGAAAGUGAGCUUUUUCCUCCGCCUACUUUUUUUAUUGCCUUGGGAAAUUUGGUCAGAUUCCCCUAUUUAUGAUGCCCCUAUUCCCCUUUUACCUGUAUAAAUGGUAUUCUGGAUUUUUCUUUCUCGACAAGAGCCUUCUGAGUUGUAAUUCUAAGCUGCAUGAAACGGACCUUUCUGGCAGCCUUUGCCAGAAUUUUGUAGUUUCUUGAUCCUGCUUCCUAAUUCCAUUUACCUUUCUGCCCUAUAUUUAUAGGGACUGCCCAUGCACAACUGUGUUUAUAUAUUUGCCAUGAGCUUAGGACCUUUACCGGAAUUACUCACCCCUUUUUACGUGGGGAAAAAAAUCAACAUCUGUUGUCAUUAGACAUUUUCAUCAUCGGGGCCUAUGUAACCGACUUCCAAGGCAUAUGCAGACACUGUCUUUCCCCAAAGGAACACUUUAUUCAAAAUAGCCUCUCAUUCAAAAUUAGUCUUCGCUUUCUUCCAAAUUUGUUAUUACAAGGCUUGCGUCCUUUUCA